Molecule: messenger RNA, 2088 nt
Organism: Cucumis sativus (cucumber)
Lineage: Eukaryota; Viridiplantae; Streptophyta; Magnoliopsida; Cucurbitales; Cucurbitaceae
Product: protein NETWORKED 4A
Exons: 3
Coding region: 247-1815 (522 amino acids)
Cellular component (GO): vacuolar membrane
Molecular function (GO): actin binding
Source: RefSeq, a predicted model, not a curated record
UUCUCUGUCUUUACUGUUUCUUACUCUUUCAAAAACUUUUCUCAUUGUCCUCUCUACGUUUCUUCCCUCUCAAUCUGCCCCCACUCUCUUCCAAUCAAUCACUCUCCCUUUUCAAUCUUUCUCUCUUCCGAUUCAUCUCCAGAUCUCUCUCAACCUCCUCCAUCCACGUCCAACUUCAUCAGUUUGUACUAUACAUCUAGAAAGAAAUCGUUGGAGCAGAUUUUUGGAUCGGUGCUCGUGUUCGUAAUGGAAAGUCCGGAAUUGAAGAAGCUGAAACCAUUUUGGGAUGAGGCUGGGAUUCAGAACAGAUCUAAAUGGCUUUCAAAUAGUCUUGAAGAUAUGAAUCGGAGUGUUGAGCAGAUGCUGAAGACGAUCAAAGAAAAUAGUGAUAGUUUCCCCGAGAGUGUUGAUAUGGAUUCACAAGUUGAGGAGUUCUCCCGGUUGUAUCAAUCAUUGGUUGAAAAUGUGUUAUCACCGGAGCUACAAUUGCAGGUGCCUGUUUAUUCUGAUUGUGGAUCUCCUCAAGGCACACCGGAGUUAAGUUCCGAUCAAAAACAGGGUUUCAAUUUGUCGAGCAAUAGAGGUUUGGAUAUCUCUUUUGAUUCAGGUGGUGGCAGCUCCAGUCUUUCUCUCAAGGAUGGAACUGAAUCUUCUUCUUCUUCUUCUUCAUCGGACUCUGAAUCAGAAUCUUUCAACUCAUCUGUCGACAAUAACUAUGUGGUUUCACGUGCUGAAAGAGAUGGACAAGGUCUGAAGAAAAAACUUCUUGCAAUUGAAUCUGAGCUUCCAAACAUUAAAGGGGGAUUUUGGGUUGGUGAGGAAGUUAAGGUAAAUUAUGAUGAAUUGCAUGACAAAAUCGCUAAGAUCGAGGAAGAACUUAAAGUUUCAAAUGCAAAGCUUCAAUCAUCUGAAAAUGAGGUAACAAGAUUAAAGAGUGAGGUUGAGAAGAAUGAAACAGCAAUUUUGCUAUCAGAAGGAUUGCAAGCCCAACUUGAAUCAGUUGAAAAAGACAAGCAAGUAAUGGAAACUGAACUUCAAGUGAAAAAGAAGAAAAUCGAGCAAUUGGAAACUCGGAUUUCACAAUCUGAUUCAAAGAUUGAAAGAUUGAUUAAAGAUUUAGAAAUCAGCAAAGAAAUGCUCAAAAGUUCAAACGACAAGAUCACAAGGCUUACACAUGAACUGGAGAACACAAAAUCUGACCACCAUAUACAAAUCAAGGAAUUAGAAACUGCUUUCCAAGUUUCACAAGAACGAUUUCAUGCUGAGAAAGAACAAAUGGAGACUGACAUUCUCAGACAAGUUGAAGCUGAGAAAACAGAAACAAAAGCUCUCCACAACUCUCAAUUGACAAUGUAUCAAGGAGAGAUUAGUCAGUUGAAGGAAGAACUUUCCGUAAGAAGCGAAAGUUUAGCUGAUUUGAAUAGGAAUCACGACGAGCUAAAACUAAAGUAUGAUAUGGUAAUGGCUGAGAAAGAUGAGGCGAGCGCCGUGGUUCUUUCACUUUUAGCUGAUAAAGAAUCGAGAGAAUCUCAUGUCAAUGAAUUGAAGGGUCAAUUGAAGCAUUUACAAGUAGACAAGAGGAGGUUGAUUGAAGGAUCUGAAAGGCAGAACAAAGAAAUUGAUGAUUUGAAAUUGAGACUCUCAGAGUUGGGAGAAGAAGUGAAAAUGCAAAAGACUAUGAUAGAGGAUGGGGCAGAAGGGAAAAGAGAAGCCAUAAGGCAGCUCUGUUUCUCGUUGGAGCACUACAGGAAUGGCUAUCAAGAGCUUCGUGAAGCAUUCAUUGCGCACAAACCACGUCCGGUACUCUCUGCAUAGUCCCUUUUGCUUGUUAAAAUCUCCUUGUCUGUUUUUGUGCUCUUUUAUAAGUAUUAUUAUGACGAUAUUGUUUGGGAGUGAUUUUUUACCAUCGUUAAAAUCACCUUUUUUUUUUUUCGUUUAAGAUUGUUAGGACGAUAUUUUACUAUGUAUUUAUCGUAGUUAUUUCCUUUGUUUAUGGAUGCCGUAUCGGUAUGAAUUGCUUCCUAAGCACGCUAUGCAUACUAUAUAUUGAACUAAACUAGUAAACUUGAGGUCAUUAGCUACGGGAAA